AUGGCUGCGAAGCUGCGAGCGCAUCAGGUGGACGUGGACCCCGACUUCGCGCCGCAGAGCCGGCCGCGCUCGUGUACCUGGCCCCUGCCGCAGCCCGACUUGGCCGGCGACGAGGACGGAGCGCUGGGUUCAGGGGUGGCAGAGGGCGCCGAGGACUGCGGGCCGGAGCGCCGGGCGACGGCCCCGGCGAUGGCCCCAGCACCGCCGCUGGGCGCGGAGGUCGGACCGCUGCGGAAAGCGAAGAGCUCCCGGCGGAACGCGUGGGGGAACCUGUCCUACGCCGACCUCAUCACCAAAGCCAUCGAGAGCGCCCCGGACAAGCGACUCACGCUCUCGCAGAUCUACGACUGGAUGGUCCGUUACGUGCCCUACUUCAAGGAUAAAGGCGACAGCAACAGCUCGGCCGGCUGGAAGAACUCCAUCCGGCAUAACCUGUCGCUGCACACCCGUUUCAUCCGCGUGCAGAAUGAGGGCACAGGCAAGAGCUCCUGGUGGAUGCUGAACCCCGAGGGCGGGAAGACAGGCAAGACCCCUCGGCGGCGGGCCGUGUCCAUGGACAACGGGGCCAAGUUCCUGCGCAUCAAGGGCAAGGCGAGCAAGAAGAAGCAGCUGCAGGCACCUGAGCGAAGCCCCGAUGACAGUCCCCCGGGCGCGCCGGCCCCGGGGCCCAUGCCUGCCGCGGCCAAGUGGGCCACCAGCCCGGCCUCGCACGCCAGCGACGACUACGAGGCGUGGGCAGACUUCCGCGGCGGCGGGAGACCCCUGCUCGGGGAGGCGGCCGAAUUGGAGGACGACGAGGCCCUGGAGGCCCUGGCACCGUCGUCGCCGCUCAUGUACCCGAGCCCCGCGAGCGCGCUGUCGCCCGCGCUAGGAGCGCGCUGCCCCGGGGAGCUGCCCCGCCUGGCCGAGCUGGGGGGCCCGCUGGGCCUGCACGGCGGCGGCGCGGGGCUGCCCGAAGCCCUGCUGGACGGCGCGCAGGACGCGUACGGGCCUCGGGCCCGGGCGGGGACGCCUGCCUACUUUGGCGGCUGCAAAAGCAGCGCCUACGGCGGGGGCGGGGGCUUCGGGCCGCCGGCGCUGGGCGCGCUGCGCCGCCUGCCCAUGCAGACCAUCCAGGAGAACAAGCAGGCCAGCUUCGCGCCGGCCGCCGCUCCCUUCCGCCCGGGGGCGCUGCCCGCGCUGCUGCCGCCGCCGCCCGCACCCAGGCCCGGCCCGGUGCUGGGUGCGCCGGGGGAGCUGGCGCUGGCGGGCGCGGCCGCCGCCUACCCCGGCAAGGGCGCGGCCCCGUACGCGCCGCCGGUGCCCUCGCGCAGUGCCUUAGCCCACCCCAUCAGCCUUAUGACGCUGCCCGGCGAGGCGGGCGCCGCGGGCCUGGCGCCGCCAAGCCACGCGGCCGCCUUCGGGGCCCCGCCCGGGGGCCUCCUGCUGGACGCGCUGCCGGGGCCAUACGCGGCGGCCGCCGCCGGGCCGCUGGGGGCCGCGCCCGACCGCUUCCCCGCCGACCUGGACCUCGACAUGUUCAGCGGGAGCCUCGAGUGCGACGUCGAGUCCAUCAUCCUCAACGACUUCAUGGACAGCGACGAAAUGGACUUCAACUUCGACUCUGCCCUGCCUCCGCCGCCGCCCGGCCUGGCCGGGGCUCCGCCCCCCAACCAGAGCUGGGUGCCGGGCUGA
This is a messenger RNA of Enhydra lutris kenyoni (northern sea otter), 1674 nucleotides long. RefSeq names its product forkhead box O6. Gene Ontology annotation, biological process: regulation of transcription by RNA polymerase II. Bases 1 to 1674 code for a protein of 557 amino acids. The transcript has 2 exons. Gene Ontology annotation, cellular component: nucleus. Lineage: Eukaryota; Metazoa; Chordata; Mammalia; Carnivora; Mustelidae. Gene Ontology annotation, molecular function: RNA polymerase II cis-regulatory region sequence-specific DNA binding; DNA-binding transcription factor activity, RNA polymerase II-specific. The record is from RefSeq and is a predicted model, not a curated record.